Plasmopara halstedii is the source of this 459-nucleotide messenger RNA. RefSeq lists its product as uncharacterized. The transcript has a single exon. The record is from RefSeq and is a predicted model, not a curated record. Lineage: Eukaryota; Oomycota; Peronosporomycetes; Peronosporales; Peronosporaceae. The coding region runs from base 1 to 459 and encodes 152 amino acids.
AUGAACUUUGGCUUUUUGAAAGCUUUUGUCAUCGUGACUUUCAUCGCAUGCACUUUCACGUCCAUUGGUGCCAACGACGUUGUAUCAAAUGAUAUCAAGACUCGUCAAAGUCGCCGAUUGGGCAUGUUUUCUGGAAUCUACAAUUUUUUCGGCAUGUCGGGUGACGAUGCAGCUAAAGCAAGCGCAAAAUUGGCGGGAGCUGGUGCAGAUGAUGUUGCAGCACAAGCCAAGACUUUGUCCACCAACUUCAUGAAAGAAAUGACACAAUUAUAUCCAGAUAGGAAAUCGUUACAGCGAGCUGUGAAAGAGUUUACUAAACUUCCAAAAACGAAAAUGGAGAAGUUUAAGAAAGUUGCCAAGAUGGCAGGAUUGGGUAUUGUCUUUGCACUCUCACUGUAUGGGUCUUACUCACUUUCCAGUGACCUUAGCGGUCCACCACGAACAGCUCCUCAGACGUAA